CCGGCGCAGGCGCACAGGGGACGGUCGCUGCCCAUGGGGAGCGGAAGCGUCUCUGCGACGGCGCUGUCUCUCAGAGGCGGGUCCAGUAAAGCCAGCGAGGCCCUGCUGACCAUCGGGGAAGGAGGCGUGGAUAUGGAGCCGGCGGCUGCAAAGCCCCGGGCCCGCGCCGCUGCCUAGCGCGUCCCGGGGGUUCCGUGGGGACGCGCCUGCCGCCGCAGCUCCGGGACCUGUAGAACCCCGCGCUGCGCGGAUGGCCCUGCUCCCGCUCCCCGCGCUCAUCCUGCUCCUCCUCACGGCCGCUGUUGUCAGGUGCCAGGAGCAGGCCCAGACCACCGACUGGAGGGCCACCCUGAAGACCAUCCGUAACGGCAUUCACAAGAUAGACACGUACCUGAACGCCGCCUUGGACCUCUUGGGAGGCGAGGAUGGUCUCUGCCAGUAUAAAUGCAGUGACGGAUCUAAGCCUUUCCCACGUUAUGGUUAUAAACCCUCCCCACCGAAUGGAUGUGGCUCUCCACUGUUUGGUGUUCAUCUUAAUAUUGGUAUCCCUUCCCUGACAAAAUGCUGCAACCAACACGAUAGGUGCUAUGAGACCUGUGGCAAAAGCAAGAAUGACUGCGACGAGGAGUUCCAGUAUUGCCUCUCCAAGAUCUGUCGAGAUGUACAGAAAACACUAGGACUAACUCAGCAUGUUCAGGCCUGUGAAACAGCAGUGGAACUCUUGUUUGACAGUGUUAUACAUUUAGGUUGUAAACCAUAUCUGGACAGCCAGCGAGCCGCAUGCAGGUGUCAUUAUGAAGAAAAAACCGAUCUUUAGGAGAUGCUGACAGCUGGUGACCGAAGAAGACCGAAGAACAUAACCUUUGACAAAUAACUAAUGUUUUUACAACAUAAAACUGCCUUAUUUUUGUGAAAGGAUUAUUUUGAGACCUUAAAAUAACUUAUAUCUUGAUCUUAAAACCUCAAAGAAAAAAAGGGAGAUAAUAAGGGGAGGGCACGCUUGUCUUCUGAGGUAUCUUCCUGGGCACUGCCCCCUUAGUAUGCCAAAUGUCUUGACCAGUAUCAAAAGCAAGUGCUCAUUAAGGGGAGAAUUUUUGGAAAGAAGAAUAUAUAACUUAGUUUUCACACCUAUAUUUACCAAAAAAAGAUCAAAUAUAAAAUUCAUUAUAAGGUCUGUUCAACAUUAUCUUAUUUGGAAAUAUGGGAAAAUCAUCACUUACAAGUAUUUGUUUACUACAAAAUUUUAAAUACACGUUUAAGCCUAGAAGGAACGGACUUAAAAAAAUUUUUUUUCUCUCUUAAUUACACAUACGUAAUUAAAAUACAACAUAAUAUUUGUUGUUUCUCUGUAGCCCGUUGAGCAUAGAGUAAGUCACAUUUCUAUUAGGACUACUUACAAGGACAAGGUUUUCAUUUUUCCAGUUGUAAAAUUGGAACCAUCUGCUGAUAACCUCGUAGAGAGCAAACCCAGGAUAUUUAAAUAUCAUAUGCCUUGAAGGUGAUGUGAAUGCAAUUCAGAAGUAUAGCCACUCCCAUUUUAUGAGCUACUCACAUGAUAAAUGUCCUAUUUUGCUAUAACCUUUGCCAAAUUGGAGUAAAGAUGGACUUGAUGAGAUAAAUGAAAAGAUAUUUAACAUAAUUCAUCAAGGCACUAUUUGCUGUUUAUUUCCCAGCAUUUAUUCCUUAUAGUAGAUUUUUUAAAGACUGUAACCUUUUACUAACUGUGGUCUUACUCUAAUUUGUGCUUGACACUGCUUUUUAAAAAUCCUUUAACUGGAGCCAAAGGGAUGGAAAAGGCAAGACAGAAAUGACUGCCUUUUACAGAUCUCUUAUUUACAUUGAAAAUUAUUACCAUAUGUUUAGAGCAAAUCCCAGAAAACUUCAGCAGCUUCUGAAGACAUCUAUGAAUGUUGAAAACUUUUCAAUCUCUUGGAAUGUUGAGUUUUGUUCCUAGACUGGUCUUUGCUUACUGCUGUUGUUAACCUUUCCCUGGUGCAGGCCCUCAAGCCAUGUGUAGCCUUUGGGUAACCCAUGGCCAAAGGUAUUAAGAUGAACUGAGUUUCAAAGUCAGAGAAGGACAGCAUAGGGAGAGGUGGUUCUUUGUAAGUCAUUACAGGUAGAACAGGGCAGAAGAAAAAAUAUUUUCUGGAGAAAGGGCCAUGUUCCUCACUUUGGAGAUGUGUCAUUGCCAGGAACCUAAUAUCAUCCAACUUGAAUUGGUCUGCUCUAUUGAGACAAGGCACAUGUAUGCCUUGUGGCUAAUUGAGCAAACAAACUGGGAUUCCAUUUAAAUGUUUGGAACUCUCAAUUGAUACUUUAUUUCAAACCUUUAUAAAAGGUACAGUUUUGUAAGCCAUUAUUAACACUUAAUGCUUAUAGGCUGGGUGCAGUGGCUCGCGCUGUAAUCCCAGCAGUUUGGGAGGCUGAGGCGGGUGGAUUACUUGAGGUCAGCAGUUUGAGACCAGCUGGCCAACAUGGCAAAAUGCUGUCUACUAAAAAUACAAAAAUUUGCCAGGCGUGGUGGCACAUGCCUGUAGUCACAACUACUUGGGAGGCUGAGGCAGGAGAAUCACUUGAACCCAGGAAGCAGAGGUUGCAGUGUGCCAAGAUUGUGCCACUGCACUCCAGCCUGGGCAACAGAGCGACACUCUGUCUUAAAAACAACUUAAUGAUUUAUCAAUAUUUAUUACUGAAAUACUUCUCCAGGUAAGUUUAAACUUAUAAUGAAUUCAUGGAUUUUCUUAGCAGCAUUGGCUUUCUCAAAAGGAAAAACUCAGUAUCUUUGUAAAAUAUAAUUAAUUCAUGAUCACAAAUUAUACAAAAAUCAGUAGAAGUGGUUUUUUAUAUUCAGAUAAAAAAAAAACUUGGAAUAAUUUUAGACUUACAGAAAAGUUGCAGAGAUACAUGAAGAGCUUCUGUGUACCACUCACUCAGUUCUCCCAGUGUUAACCUUUUAUUUAACCAUGAAGCAUUUGUCAGAAGCUAAGAAACUAACAUUGGUAAUUACUGUUAAUGGAACUUGAUUUUAUUUUUCAGAUUGCACUAGUUUUUUUAUUGUCAUUUUCCUUUUCCAGGAUCCAGUCUAGGAUACCACACUGAAUUAGUCAUCAUGCCUAAUCAGCCCCUGGUCGUGAUAGUUCCACAGUCUGUCUUUGUUUUUUAUGACCUUGACAGUUUUGAGGAGUACUGGUCAGGUGUUUUAUAGAAUGUAACUCAAUUUGGGUUGUCUGAUGUUUUCCUCAAUAUUAGAAUGGGGUUAUGGAUUUUUAGGAAGAAUAUCAGAGGUGAAGGUCCUUCUCACUGCAUCAUGUCAGGAGUUAUAUGCUAUCAGCUUGAUGGUAUAUUAACUUUGGGCACUUGGUAAGGUAGUGUCUGUUGGUUUUCGCUGCUGAAAAUUACUGUUUAUUUUCCCUUUCCAACUUUGGUUCUUUGGAAAACAGUCACUAAGUCCAGUCAUGGGAGGUGGUGGGUGGUGAAGAUUACAUUCAACCUUCUAGAAAUGGGAAUAUCCAUAGAUAGUACUUGGAAUUUUUCUGUAUAGAAAAUUUGUCUCUCCCUCCCACUGUUUACAUCAGUAUGGACUCAUGUAUAUUUUAUAUUUUGGGUAACACAGUAUUUAUUUUGUUGCUUACGUUGUCCAGCUUGGUUAUUAGGAAUCCUGUCAUGCUUGGUGCCUAUGUUCCUUUGAUGUGCCUAUCCUUUUGAAUAUUGAGCACUUCCUUCCUUUCUGGCACUACAAGAUUCUCCAGGUUCAUCUUGUAUAUUCCCUGCCUCAGCCCUAGAAUUGACCCCUGCUCCAAAGAGCCCUGGUUCCUUUUGUUGGAGAAUGAUACAAGAAACCAAGAUCUGGGCACUAGAGGUGCUUGUUGCUACUGGGAUGUCACUCUUUGUAGCACAGUGGAGAAACAUGUAUGUGUAUUAAUCCAUGCAUGCAUACACACUUAUAAUUAUUAUAUGUGUGUACAAAGCUAAACGUGAGUUUGGACUGCCAUCUUCAACUCAAAAUUUGUCCCACAAUUUUGUGGCAUAUAUUUAGGUUUUAAAGUUGAUAUUUUCCCCAUUGACAGAAUAAACUCAUUAAAAGAGCAAAAAA
Messenger RNA from Callithrix jacchus (white-tufted-ear marmoset), 4093 nucleotides. It is a transcript of the gene PLA2G12A, whose product is annotated as phospholipase A2 group XIIA. Gene Ontology annotation, molecular function: A2-type glycerophospholipase activity; calcium ion binding. Gene Ontology annotation, cellular component: extracellular region. The record is from RefSeq and is a predicted model, not a curated record. Gene Ontology annotation, biological process: arachidonate secretion; lipid catabolic process; phospholipid metabolic process. NCBI's taxonomy places the organism in Eukaryota, Metazoa, Chordata, Mammalia, Primates, Cebidae.